This is a messenger RNA of Volvox carteri f. nagariensis, 933 nucleotides long. RefSeq names its product pyruvate dehydrogenase kinase. Gene Ontology annotation, cellular component: mitochondrion. The record is from RefSeq and is a predicted model, not a curated record. Gene Ontology annotation, biological process: regulation of glucose metabolic process; protein phosphorylation. Lineage: Eukaryota; Viridiplantae; Chlorophyta; Chlorophyceae; Chlamydomonadales; Volvocaceae. The transcript has 5 exons. Gene Ontology annotation, molecular function: pyruvate dehydrogenase (acetyl-transferring) kinase activity. The annotation marks the transcript as partial.
GGUGUGAGUCUUAAGUACCUUUUGGACUUCGGCACGCAGCCUCUGGAGCGCCAGAUGUUGCUGUCCGCCCGCUUCCUGCACGCCGAAAUCCCCAUCCGUCUGGCGCACCGGCUGAUGGACCUGAACCACCUGCCGCCCAAACUCAGUGAAGAGCCCCACGUGCGGCGAGUGAAGGGCUGGUACGCUGAGUCGUUUGCCGACUUCCGCUCCUUCCCCGCCAUCAAAGACCACCUGGACGUCCUCCGCUUCACGGCCAUGCUGAAGAAGGCGUUUCGCCGCCACAAUAACGUGGUGCCCGCCAUUGCCAAGGGGGUGGAGGAGUACAAGAGGGACCUGCAGGUGGGUGUGGAGUCGACUGAGGAGCGGGAGAGUGAGAUCCAGCACUUCCUGGACACCUUCUUCCUCUCCCGCAUCGCCAUUCGCUUCCUCGCGGGCCACCACAUCUCCAUGCUCGACCCCCCCCGCCCCGACCACAUCGGUCUGGUGCACACGCGGUGUAGCCCGUACUUGGUGGGGCUUAGGUUUCCUGCAAAGGCCUUUGUGUGGAUUGCACAACAACAACCCUUCCCCCUUCCCCGUGUGUGGUUCGUCUUUCCCCCUUCCCCCCCUCCCCCUCCCCUCCCCGCGGGGACCCCCCAGGUGUUUGAGCUGGUGAAGAACAGCUUGCGGGCGGUUCAGGAGCGGUUCAGUGAGUCGGAGUGGGAGCCGCCGCCCAUCCAGGUGGUGGUGGCGGAGGGACUGGAGGACGUGACCAUCAAGGUAUCCGACCAAGGGGGCGGCAUCCCCCGUUCAGGUCUGGCCCGCAUCUGGACCUACCUCUACACCACCGCCUCCUCCCCCCUGCCCGAUGUGGACAUUGACAGCACCAACAUGCCUGUCGUACUGGCGGGGUACGGCUGCGGACUGCCGCUCAGCAGGCUGUAUGCCAGGUAG